Molecule: messenger RNA, 1822 nt
Organism: Oryza brachyantha (malo sina)
Lineage: Eukaryota; Viridiplantae; Streptophyta; Magnoliopsida; Poales; Poaceae
Product: cysteine synthase-like
Exons: 10
Coding region: 98-1261 (387 amino acids)
Cellular component (GO): cytoplasm
Molecular function (GO): cysteine synthase activity
Source: RefSeq, a predicted model, not a curated record
CAUUUCCCUUAUCCGGAGACAAGCCUUCCUUUCCCCCGUCCCCCCUAAAACCCCCCACGCAGGCGCCUCCUCCGGCGAAGAGGCGUCGGGGCCAGCCAUGGCGAUGGCGUCGCCGCCCGCUUGCUCAUUCCUCCUCCCGCCCGCCGCCGCCGCCGUUUCCACUGUACCCGCAUCCUACGGUUCCGUUUCCAUCCCACGCGGGCCUCGUUUCCUCACCUCCCCGGCGCGCCCCGUCCCACCUCGCCGACCCCUCGUCGCGGCCUCCUCUCCCAAGGCCGCAGCGCCCGCCGCCGUCGAGAUCCCGGAGGAGUACGUGGACGACGUUGACGCGGUGAACAUUGCGCAGGACGUCACCCAGCUGAUUGGUAAAACCCCAAUGGUGUACCUGAAUAAUAUUGUUGACGGCUGUGUUGCUAAUAUCGCUGCUAAGCUUGAGUACAUGGGACCUUGCAGGAGCGUCAAAGAUAGGAUUGGAUUAAGCAUGAUUAAUGAUGCUGAAGAGAAAGGGUUAAUUUCUCCAAACAAGACCAUUUUGGUAGAACCAACUACUGGAAAUACUGGUAUAGGCCUAGCUUCUGUGGCUGCAGCUAGGGGAUACAAGCUAAUAGCAACUGUACCUUCGUCAAUAGAUGUUGAGAGACGCAUUCUUCUACGUGCAUUUGGAGCUGAGAUUGUGCUAACUGAUCCUAACAAGGGAUUAAAAGGAGCUCUUGAUAAAGCUGAGGAAAUUGUUUCAAGGACACCAAAUGCAUACAUGUUUCAGCAGUUUAACAAUUCAGCUAAUAGUGAGAUCCACUUUCAAACCACAGGCCCAGAAAUAUGGGAAGACACAUUGGGUACUGUUGACAUACUAAUUGCAAGCAUUGGCACAGGUGGUACUAUCACGGGCACUGGGCGUUAUUUGAAAAUGAUGAACAAAGAUAUUAAGGUUAUUGGGGUAGAACCUGCUGAAACUAGUGUAAUCUCUGGAGAUAACCCAGGUUAUAUUCCAAGCAUAUUAGAUGUUCAGCUGCUUGAUGAAGUUGUGAAGGUUACCACCGCAGAGGCAGUUGAUGUUGCAAGGGAACUUGCACUAAAAGAGGGCCUACUGGUUGGAAUUUCGUCAGGUGCUGCCACAGUUGCUGCUAUUAACAUCGCUAAAAGACCUGAAAAUGCUGGAAAGUUGAUUGCGGUUAUUUUCCCCAGCUUUGGAGAAAGAUAUAUCUCAAGCAUUUUAUUCCGUCCGAUAUAUGACUCGGUCCGAAGAAUGAGGAAGAGAUAACUAACUUCUGGCAGUCCAGGAGGACGAAGGCUUUCAUUUCUAAGCCUGACAGACUUCCACGGCAUAACAGACUUUUGAAGGGUGAGGUCUCAAGGUAGAUCACAACGAGCAGUGCCUGAAAUUUUGAAACGCCAGAGGCACUGGUCACAGAAGUUUUGAAAUUGCACACAGUUACCGACAAGUGGGCUGCAAGCCUGCAAUGUGGUUCCAGGAAAACCUGUCCAAUUCAUGGUAACUGUAAAUCAUCUGCAACAAGCGUGUGGAACCAAGACCACGCAUCCACGGUGGAAUAUGUAGAAUUAGACGUAGCAGCUCGCAUAGGAUCGUUGUUCCAUGGUCUAGGCUCGACGACGACGUAAUUUUGCAAUGUGCUAUUUUCUGGUCUGAUCAGCAUAUUUUUUAUAUGGAUAUCCAUUCUUCAAAGAUGUGAGUUCAUCUAGGUCUAGGUCAAUAUCAAGAAAUUUCACUAUUUACAUCUAAUUCGCAGUGUUUUCAGGAUUUGCUAGCCAAUUUCCGUGACUCUCAAAAUCUACCACUUAAGAUGUGAAUUUAUUCAAUUUU